Molecule: messenger RNA, 1503 nt
Organism: Didymosphaeria variabile
Lineage: Eukaryota; Fungi; Ascomycota; Dothideomycetes; Pleosporales; Didymosphaeriaceae
Exons: 5
Coding region: 1-1503 (500 amino acids)
Biological process (GO): transmembrane transport
Molecular function (GO): transmembrane transporter activity
Source: RefSeq, a predicted model, not a curated record
AUGGCGGACACACACCAACCCGCACAAUAUGGCGUCGCCAUCACGACAAACAGCUCAAAAGAGAUAGCCGAUGCCACAAUCCAACCUCGCAGCGAUGACAGCUCCAACGAUGACAGCUCCGUCGCUAGCACCCUCACUCCAGCGCCUCUACGCUGGAAGAUCAUGGCCAUACUCCUAGUCACCGCCAUAGGCUUCGGCUCGCAAUGGAGUUCCGGCAUCACAGGCGCAAUGAAGAGCACGAUCAAGAAAGAGCUGAAAGUCAACAACAAGCAAUUCGCGCUGCUGGAAGCGAGCGAGGACUUUAUGGUUACAGCGUUGAUGCUGGUGAGCGGGUUGGUUACGGAUAGGAUUGGGGGCGCGGGUGCCAUGCUCUACGGCAACGUCAUCUACUCCAUCGGCUCGAUUCUCGUCGCGGGCGCGGCGCAGACGCGCUCGUACAAGUUUAUGAUUGCUGGUCGGGUGGUACGCGCUCUUGGGGAUAUUGCUACGCAGGUCGCGCAGUACAAAGUCUUUUCAUCGUGGUUUGCGCCUGGAAAUGGGUUCGCUUCUACGCUAGGCUUUGAGCUGGGGGUGGGCAAGAUUGGUGCGUUUGCGGGCAAGGCGUCUGCUAACAUCAUUGCGAAACGGACGGGCGACUUCGCGUGGGUGUUUUGGGUUGCGGUGUUCAUGAAUUUGUUCACCAAUGUCAUGACUGGGGUGUUCUACUGGUUUACGAAGGUUGCGAAUCGGAGAUUCCACGGUGUGAAGGACCCGGCGACGGGUGAGCGGCUGACGGAGAAGAGCAAGAAAUUUCAGCUGCGGAAGGUGCUAGAGUUGCCGUGGACGUUUUGGGCUAUCAUGGCGUUUUCGCUGUUCGAAACGAGUACGGCGAUUGUCUUCUUGCAGAAUGCUACGGAGAUGGCUGAGCAGCGGUUUGGGACGGACUCGAUUGCUGCGGGAUGGUAUUCUGCUACGACGCAAUAUGCCGGAUUCUUCUUGGUACCGCUGAUCGGAGUAUUUCUAGACCUCUUUGGACAUCGCACUGCGGCAAGUUUUGGUGUUUUCGCCAUUACAUAUUGCUUUGGUCCCACCCCCAUCAUCGACAGCAUCCGCACAUCGAUGUGGCAGCCUUCUGUGUUCGGAUCUGCGUACGCUUUGAAAAUCACCAUGAACAACGCCAUGAACAUCAUCGUCCGCGUCAUAACCGGCGUAAUCCAGGACGCUGAUAACAACUCUUACGACCGUGUGACCAUCGUAUAUGUUGUUCUCUCAGGAUUAUCAGUCGCAGUCUCGCUAGGGCUGUUCGUUGCGUCUUGGAAAUUCAUCGACCUCCAGCACCUGCAGUGGUCGCGCAAGCUGCGCAUUGCCCGAGGAGACGUGCUCAAUGAGAGAAAACGGAUAUUCGAGGAGGGUCAUGGGAAGAGCAAGACGAUCUCGAUGGCCUGUUUUGGUGCGCUGGUACUGUUUGUGAUAGGUGGGUGGUGUGCGUAUUUCUGGGGAGUGGCGACUGGGAAUAAUGAGUGA